Pocillopora meandrina is the source of this 8683-nucleotide messenger RNA. The record is from the annotation of a GenBank genome assembly. Lineage: Eukaryota; Metazoa; Cnidaria; Anthozoa; Scleractinia; Pocilloporidae.
AUGGAAGCUUGGCGUUAUACGGCGUUAAACGCGCACUUUUCCAAUCUUCAACAGAAGCUGUUGUCGACAAUGCAACCUGCCAAGUAAGUUUUCAUCUCCUUGGUCUAAAAUAUUACGAAACAGAGCAAAAUAGCGCAGACCAUCGCGUUUCUCGGUUUGGCACGUAUUCAGAUACACGUAACGGCUUCGACAACACGGAGGUACACGUUCGCUUUUCUAUUUUUGACAUAAGUAGUGCAACUUUUGAGAUUCGCAGAUGGUUUUUGGUAUGAAUGAGGCAAGAUAGCGGCGAGGCUUUUUCUGGCGUGUUGAAAAUUUAAGUGAAUUGAUUUAGAUUCACCUUAGAUCGCAUUACUGUCAGCGAUCAUGAAGUCUUGCAUGUGCGCAAACCGAGUUGAAGGCUGUUAGGCUUACGCAGAGUCUCGCGAGACUCCUGAAUGAAAAUUUAAUUUCAGAAAAUUCAUCGCUGAAUGGAACCACUCAAAUCUUGUGGUGUAAAAAAAUCGAACAUUUUCUAUGCUAGAAUGCGUCAUCUGAAAACUUAUCACUUAUCUUGAGUUGUACGCGACAAGUGCCAUGCCUUUGGACGGUGGGGUGGGGGCGGCUGGGGGGGAGGAAGAGGUAAGGUAAUUGAUCAGCAAUAAAAAAAAAGCUACCAGCAUUGUCACAUAGUUAUUGCUGGCCAAAAUUCCUGCACACUCUGGAUUCAAGAAUUGCCAACAAGCAGGUACACAUCAUGAUCAACACAAGCAAUUCUUUGCUGGCAAGAAACUUAGAGGCCUUGUGGAAAGGAACCCAGCUUCAGGGCUGGGAGGGAUCUGGUUCUUUUUAUUGGGCAAAAAUACCUGUGCUGCAGCCCAACUAACUUGCAUGUGCUUGCAGGGUAAUUCUAGAACUACACAAUUCUCACCUCCAGCUGUGACCAACAUGCAUCUUCUCCUUACAAUAUCAAUAUAUUUUCCCACAAGCAGGUAAUGAGAACAAACCAACAUAUCUGUUAGAGGAUGUUACCUCAUUGAAUGUAAUGGUCAGACAAAUGUAAGCAAUACAGUUGUUAGAAAUAUUUCAAAUAAUGUUUCAACCCUGUAACUCCCAAGAUCUCAUCAGUAAUUCUCCUUACUAUCUGCCAUACAGUUCUUGUGAUGUUAAUUUGGAGAAUUUUGUAUUGGACAGGGCGUGAAAUUGCGCCUAAUACAGGCGCCAAUGCGACUAAAUUUUUCACUUUGGCGACCAAAUCCUGAAAGUUAGUCGCCAAAUUGGCGACUACAACGUUUCAUCAUAACCUUACCAAGAGAUAUAGUGAAUUAAAUAAAUUUGCAAAGAUAAAUCCGCGGCAAACUUCCUCGUUUAGUUUGUUUCCAAAACGUAGCACAUGCAUCUCGAUCGAUAACUAGACGCCAUCUUGGAUUUAGAUGAGCCGGAACGUUGUAUAUCUUACAUCCUAGUGUCCACUUUGUAGCACGUUAAAGAUCUUUUCCCUAACUUAAUUUUGGAGGGUCUAUCUAGAACGCUGACAGCGUAAAGAAAGAUUUUGUUUGUCUUUGAAAAUGGCGAGCAACUUUUUUUGAAUUGGCUACCACUUUGAAGAAUUUAGGAGCCAAGUGGCUAUCAGAAAAAAAAGUUAAUUUCACGCCCUGUUGGAUCAACUUAUAAUCCCCUAAUUGAUAUUUUACUUUAUUCUCAUCACUUGUCUGCUUGAUAUUGUAUUGAUAUUGUGAGGAGAAAUUCUGUCUUGGUCACUUAUGGGAGUUAAAGGGUUAAUGUUGUCAACUGAUCAUUUGUUUCUCACAGGGAUAAAAACUCAGGUACUAUGGAACCAAUGGAGGCUGACCUCUACAACAACAAUGUAACCAAUUCGAAUUCUGUUCGUAAAAGAAAAGCAACAGAUGGACAGCAAAGUGAUGUUUUAGUGGUAAGGCUACAAUAUUAGGUCCAUUAAAAGAGGCCUUUGCUUUGUUUCAAAAUUGUAAGCCAUUUGAUCAGACAUUUCCUCUGUUAGGAUUCUUUUUUACAACAGUUCUGAAAUGUAUAUCAUUUGUAAAGUAAUAUGCAAAUGAAAAUAUCAUCUGGAAUUAUGGAAAAAUUUCUUUGGGUUUUUAAUGAAAGACCUCACCAUUAAAGUUCAUUUUUGGUUCAUGAACUAUCAGUUGAACCAAACUCCUUGAUAUAAUAUACUGUUCUUCAUUUUCUUUGGUAAUUUUAGUCUGGGAGGUUCUACUGUGCUUUUUUUUUUUUUACUUGUAACAUAAUAAAAAAUUUAAUUCAAAUUAGAAUUAAGUCCUUGAAUAAGACACAUGAAAUGAGAUUAAAAAUAACUUGUUUUGGGUCCAUUAAAUCAUAGAUCUUCAGAAUACGAACAACUAUGAUUAUUAAUCAGGUGAAACUCAUAAAGAUCAUUUUGUUAUCAUAAAUACAAUAAUUACCUCUCCCCCCCUCUACAAUUGAACUUAAUUUAACUAGAAUAUUAACAAUAUUUUUAGGAACCAAUUAGCUAAUUAAAUCUUCUACAACUCUUAAAAUUUCAGAAGAAACAAGCAUUGAACAUGAUGACCUGAAGCAGAUGUCUCAGUAACAGUUCUAACAUAUACAUCCUCAAGUCCUAGAUGAAUUUAAAAACAUUUUAUAAAGUCCAUUUUACACAUGCAGAUCACUUUUCCCUUAUGAUGAUUAGAGAAAAAAAAGCAUUCUUUAGCUGCAAGCUUGUAAAAUAGUGAUACAAACUUAGAAAUUUAAUUAAUAUAUGAAAUAUUUUUAGUGUAGUUAUACUAUAUAUUUGCUGUUAACUCUAAAACUAUACUUCUGCACAAGUCUUUGUUCCUUGACGUAAACAGAAAAAAUUAACUGAUACUAUGACAUUUUCACAAGUAGCUUUUUUGAGACAAGCAACAUAGGGUUCUCCUGUUGUAUCUCCUAAACUUGUCAUUAAAAAUGACUUUUUUUUCUUUCAAACUCUAAGAUUAAGCAGCCCUUUCUAAGAAUUAACCAAUGUUAUGACGUUUUCAUAAGUAAUUUUUUUGAGACAAGCAACAUAGGGUUCUCCUGUGUUGUAACUCCUAAACUUGUCAUUAAAAACAACUUUUUCUUUUAAACUCUAACAUUAAGAUUUAGCUGCCCUUUCUAUCAGUUUUUACCCUUUUUUAGCCAGAUGUAAACCUCUAAUUUCCAUGGUGAGAAAAAUAUGUUUCUAUUUUUGAAGUCUGUUUGACAAAAAUAUUUUUGCAAAUGACAUUUUCAUUGCAGUUGUUUUAUAGUCUUGAAAUAGACAAUUCAAAUGUAGACACACAUACAUGUUUGGAGACUUUCUCAACAUCAUAUCUUUAGUUACUGUGUGGGAGUGAUUUGAAACCUUUAUCUCACUCUUAAACAGGAGUCAACAACUGUAUCUUGGUUUCACUUUAAAAAGUAGAACUAAGAAAUCAAACCUAACAGUCUUUCAUUGUUAUCGUACAUUACAUUUUUUAAGCAGUAUGAUGUAAUCUUGGUGUGUAAACAAUAAAAGACUUGUGAAUAAUUUUUAAUUUCUUUAUAGCAAGUUUUGGGUUAUGGGAAACACUAAGAUAAGAGAAUGUAGCUUAGACAAAUGUUUCAAUGUUUACGGAUCUACUUUCCAGUAAUGUGCCAACUAAUAUGGGCCAACUGAUUCAAAGCCUCAAUAUCCCACCCCCAUGGGCAUUUGACUGUUGUCUGAGCCCUGGUGAUAGGGAAUUGGACUCUUCUCUAGAUUGGGUGGGAAAAUUAAAUUGGUGGAAUACAGGUGUUCAAAAUCAGACAUGUAAAUCAAGUGAGGCCAGGUAUACCAAAAUAAUUUAGUUCAGUUUUCCGAGCUUUUGCUGAUCUGCAGCAUCAUCAGGGAAUGAUGAUCAUUCCCUGAUGAUGCCAUAGAUUGGCAAAAGCUCGGAAAACUAAACUAAAUCAUCGUAGCAUACCUGGCCUCACUUGAUUUACACGUCUGACUUUAUAACACUAUGCUACUCAAGGACAACAUCCAACACAGGUGUUUAAAUUUAAUUCUGGAGAAGUUUAAAGAGAGUGACUGCUUCCAUAAGCAAAUAGCAUUGAAGAUGCUUAAAAGCAAGAAAUCAGCAAAUUCUUCAACAUUUGUUGAUCACACAAAGAAUUAUUCAAAACAUGCAUUUAAGUGAUGCAUGUGAAUGCAGUUUUGGCCUUUGGGAAGGAAUUUAUACAAAACCAAUUUUCAAACAUUCAGUUGCCCAGGGAGAAAGGGAUGUUAAAGUUUUCAAAUCAAUCAACAGCUAAUUCACAGCUUCUUACAUAGGGAGCUAUGAAGCUUGCAUUUGCCAAGUGGUGGUGAAAAACAUAGAGACAUUUGGCAGACAAGUAUCAAAAGGGAGGGAGACUUAAUUUCAACUAUAGUGAAUUUUUGAAAUGUAGAAAUUCAGUUGAAGAGUCUGGAAAUACAUGUGUCAGUGACAAACACUGGCUGACCCUAUAUCAACACCCAACAUCACAAUAACAAUUCCCCCUUCUGUCUAUUCUUCAUUUCUUAAGAUGUUUUCUCUAAGAAUUUGUAGUUUGAUCAAAUGAUAUCCCUCUAGGGAUAUAUUUCACUCUUUUCUUGUUACCUUCUACUUGACUAUGUAUUGCUACUGUAAGGAGAAAUUUCUUUUUGGUCGGCAUUGGAGAUCAAAGGAUUGAAAAACACGUUAUGAAUGUUUGGUAGCUGCUAGUGUCGUGGUACAGAAAGUUGAAGUUAAAAUUGCACAGCAGUGAUAGGACAUCCCACUGAUUGUAUGCCAAUUACAAAUAAAAGACACAUUAAGAAAUCAAUCAUAAUCAAGGAUUUCAUCACAUUAUGAAUUAAUGAAUAACAGUGUCACUUUCUUUGUUUGUAGGAGAAAGGUCUAAAAUUUGACAGGCCGUGUGUAUGGACAAAUGGCUCUUGUCUGAAAUUAGAUGUCUACACCCAGACAGAUUCUUCAUUUGUGUCAGACAACUACACAAAAUCUCUGGUAAGAGAUGAGGCAGUUAUGGAUUACUUUUGAUUUGUUUUAUUGUUAAAUGCAGGAAACUGCUACAAUUAACCAAUCAAUGGCAGUCAAUACUCUUAUCAACAAUGAUAUUCCUAAUCACAGUGGUCAAAAUGUUGUUGACCACAGUUUUUUACCACAAUAUCGACAUCAAAUAAGAUAAUUCUCUUAGUGCAAGACCAUUGCUUGAUGUAGGCAGUGUUAUCUGUACAUUUACCAACAACAGCAAAUUGGCCAAUGCAACGUUACUGCUAACUGUGUUAAAAAGGGAAAUGUUUUGUGAAGGAAAUUUUAUCAACAAGUGGUUGUCAAUCUGACUUAAGGGAGCUAUAUGUUAGUCUUUUAACUCUCAAGAUCUGUUUAUUAAUUCUCCCCUCUAGUUGCUACCCAUUUUGUUGUAAAUAUGUUACAAGAAUUUGGUGCUAGAUCAUGAUAAAACUUCUACCUGAUAAGUUUGCAUAUUCUCACUACCUGUUUGUUGAAUGAGUCAGGGAUAUUAAAGGGAGAAGUUACUUGUUAAUCACUUCUGGGAGUUAAAGGGUAAAACAGCACUGGUAAUGUAUUUGUGGUUAUGUGGUUAGUUUAUGUCUUGAUCUCCAUUGUAAUUGUUUUUUUUUUCUCUUUUUAGUAGUUUAUUUUAGUAGUUUAUCAUAUUGUCUACCUCGAUUAGUCUUUUGUCAGUGAAAUGGUCCAAGCCAACAGUAAAAGGCUGGAAAAUAUUGAAAAGUUCCUGGAGGCCUUAGACUGUAAGAUUGAAAGUUUUCUGUCUGGUGAAUCAACACGAGAAACACCAAGAAAGAAGGGCCAUGUUCAAGACUCGUUUAGAAAGACGGAGGUGGGUCAUUGAACACGUUUGAUUGAUUGCCGGGGAUUGUGUCUGGGAAAUUGUGCGGCUUUUAUUUAUGAAUAAACUUCUGACAUUCUCUGAGUUUUUCUAGCUUAAUUCUCUGCAGGAGUCAAAAGUAAUCAGAGGAAAUUACCAUCCUCCUUAUUCGGUUUAGUUGCUCAAUGCGAGACAGGUGCCACGUAUUAGGGAGUUAAAAAAACCACGAAGGCAACGGCAACGUCAUUAAACGAAAGGUUUAGUGAUCAGAACAAUGGCUGCACACGAGCGUUAUGAAUAUUUGCAAACUUCUUUGUGUCCUCUGCAAAACUUUGCGUUGUCUGGAGAACGUGAACGACGACGGCUAAUUUUUUUUGAAUUUUUAUGUCUAAUUCAACGCUGUAUUCCAUGUUCAGUUUCGAAAUAGUUUUGACAGUGAGAAACAAACUAAAUGACUUUACAGUAUCGCGAGAUUUGUAGGUAAAAUAUAUUUUGAAUUUUUAACCGACAUUGUCCACGGCGUCGCCGUUGUCGCUUCUCAAACUCCCUAUUAACUUGGCGUAGUUCAUUGUAGGAUUCCCUGUGACUCAGUGGUAGAGCAUAGCAACAGGAAAUGCGGAGGCGUGGGACUCUUUCUCGUGGAGGCUAAUAUUUUUGUUUUCCUUCCAUUUUGUUAGACGGCACAUACACCUGUAUUAAUUCAUCUUUCAGUAAAAUAUAAGUAAACACUAAUCAACAAUUAAACCCCAAUAUCACUAUACAUUUUUUUAUACUGUUCUCUGUUACAGUUUUUAAGGUGCUGACGGGGAGAAUUUGUUUAACAAUCAAGAGCUUCUUUAGUUGGUGAUCAUUUCCUUUAUUCUCAUGACCUUAAUGUGUGAUUCAGGGGUGAUAUUGUAAGGAGAAACUAGAUGCUGGUCAAUUAGUUACUCCACCAUACUUCUCUUAUACAAAUAUAGCAAAAUGAGUGCAUAAGUUGAAAUAUUGUUUCUCAGAUGAAAGUACGAGAGCCUCCAAUACCUGAGGGAGACAGUGAUAUGUCUGUGCUCACAGACAGGAGCAGUUCAUUUACCACUGCUGUAGGGAACCCCAGGGACACCAGUAUGUCAAGUCCCGCUGACAGCACCAAGUCACCCAGCAUGUGCUUGUCUCCUGGUGUGAGCUCAAAUCAUGCAAGCUCCCCGGUCACAACUCACUCAUUCGUUGCAUGGAAUCAAGGUUACCAUCAAGGCUUCGAUACCAUGGCAAAGCAAAUCCCACAGGAAGGGCGGAUACCAAUCGUAAGGCAAGGGGCUGAAUCAGUGGCAAGGCCUGUCAUCAUGGCGACAAAACCGGUACCAGUCUCCAGGGAGACAGAAGCAGAUCAUUCAUUAGGUGACGAGGAAGGGCUGGUGCCAGUCAUAGUGUCACUUGGAGAUAAUCCACCCUCUCAUAGAGACAAAAAAUGUGUGUCAACGGAAGUGCCUCUAAAAGAUAUCAUAAACGGUGCUCCGUGCGCUAUGGAAGGUAUACAAAAUUGCACUUUCUUAACCCCUUUACUCUACACAUCUCAAUAUUAAUGCUCUGCACUGCUGGUUAGGAGAACUGCCUAGGCGUGGUCAUCUUUGUUUUUUGUUCUUGUGCAAGAGACUUUACCCUCAAAAUCUUUACCCUUACCUGUCUGGGAGACCCAAGGGGGAGGGUACCUUCACUGGAAAAGUCCUCCUUUCAAGGGGAGUGACAACACUCAAUUAAUCCAACGGAGAGAUGGGUCAUUAUUGUCGUGUUCAGACUUAACUCGCUUGAUUUGUUGUCCACAGGUCUGGAAAACAUAUCAUAUUCUCGCGGCUGUUGGCUUGGAGACAGGAGCAACCCUCAGUCUCGUGUGUGGUACUGUGGCAAUCCCAAAAUUCUAGGGCGCGCCGAGGCUUCAGGAUCAAAUCCCGCCAAACUGUCUCUCAAUUUGCUGGAGGCGUUUUUUGUUCGGGACGAGAUGGCUGCGUCAAAUAUCAACGGAGCACGUGGCAGAGAGUUGCUAGAUCCAAUAAAAAUAAAGGGAAUUCAAGGUUAGUUGUGAACUCUGGGGGUGGGGGAAGGGGGCUGAGCGAAGCUAUGUCUUGAUUUGUGUAUCGGAAAAAUUAGGCAAAGUUCGUCAUUUCUUAUUUCUUUCAGUCUUCCCCAUUCCCAGCCACACUUGUUUUCUCUUGGUUUUUUGACAGCUUUUUUGCGUUCCUUCAUCACACCGAACUAAGAAAGAUUGAAAGCUUUCUGUUCCUCACUCUCAUUUAAGUUGAAUUAACUUUUCGCGUCUCCAAAAAUGUUUUGGAAAAUGUGACGUGACGCAUUUACGUUAGUCAGGUUGAUUGCCAGCACAGGAGAUGCUUCACUAUUUUUGUCCUUCUUUGAUUAACAUUGUCAAUCUUUUUUUGGUGUUUUCAUCUUUCUUUAAAAAAAAUUAUUUGUUUAUUUCUCUCUAGCUCACGUAAACUACAAGUUUCCAAUUAGCGCCGAGAAAGAAGAGCUGCGAUGGCAGUUUCUGAAGCCAAGGAUUGAUAGCAAAUGCCGUGCACAGCGCCGUUUACAGCGAGAAGAACAAUUGAAACGUAUGAAUAUGCCCCGUGUGGUUACCGCCGAGCGGACUGCCCGUUCCCGUGUACCCCGGCUUGAUCCCAAGGAAAAAGACCAGUUGCUGUACGGCUACAACAGAAACAUACCGAAUCUCGGGCUCGGUACACCUCGGGCGCAAGUUGCCGCUUUGGAUGAUCAAGGGACUGGAGUGGAUGUUGGUGAUAGCCAAUUGAGUGGUGAGAAUGGUUUCAGCCAGUUACAAGCCAAUGAAGCAAUCGUGGAAAUUUCUGGAAUCCCUGUGACAGUUAAUGAAUUGAACCGAUAA